CCAGAGGCGCCCGCUGUGUCCGCCAUCCCCCAAAUCCGUUUGUUUCCCACGGCGCAAGAAAGAAAUAAACAAGACAGGAUCAACUCGAGGGCUCCUCUCCCAUUCCGAUCGCCAAUUCGCCAUCCACACCGCCUGCGACUGCGAGGCUGCGACCCUUCUUCCCCCUCUGCACCACUGUCACGGCGUCACGCGCGUGCGCUCUCCUUCUCCCACGAGUUCGUCAGCCUGCUAAGUGUUAAGAUGGCUUCAAGCACUAGUCAGACAGAAGCUCCAGCCCCAUCUGUCCCCAAAAAUCCUGCAAUGGCAUCAUGCCGGAAGAAGAAAACAGAUGAUGCUACCUUCCUUGAAGAUCUGAAAGACCACAUCGAUGAGUUCAUUCAUGCCUCCAUGGAUGAGCACAAGACCUGCUUUACGAAGACGAUCCAAAAGAUGUUUGGGAUGUCAAAGGCUGUUGCAGAGAGAUCUGCGGCAGAAGCAAAGGAAGCUGAAGUUGAAAGUGCUUUGCCACUUCAGACCAGCGUCUCUCAGUAGAAUUUCAUGUUGGUAGUUUCUUGCUCGAUGCCAAACUUUUAUACAAGGGUUUUGUUGCUCUGUGUUGUCUGAAACGCAUAAGCUUGUCAGUAGCAUGUUUUCGUAAUUGGAUUGUAGUGCUUGAUUCUCUACAGUUUUUUGUCUGUGUGUAUCAUAGACCAAUGUAACAGCUUAGCUUGCUUCAUUCUCCGAAAUCUUGUAUGGCUGUACUGUACACCCAGGUAUUUGGGCAUCCUGAACCCAACUGAUUGUGUGGUUUCUGAUUUGACUGAUUGGCUAAAUGAAAGAGAUCUCGUUGCAAA
This is a messenger RNA of Sorghum bicolor (sorghum), 833 nucleotides long. RefSeq lists its product as uncharacterized. Bases 241 to 531 code for a protein of 96 amino acids. NCBI's taxonomy places the organism in Eukaryota, Viridiplantae, Streptophyta, Magnoliopsida, Poales, Poaceae. The transcript has 3 exons. The record is from RefSeq and is a predicted model, not a curated record.